AUGGCCGCGCAUCGCAUCGCAGCGCAUCGCAUCGCAUUGAAUGCAAGCGCCCGACCACUCGCGGUAGUUCCACCACCAACAAGCAAACGACUGGCUGGGCUGCUGCUGGACCCCAAAGUCGCAGCCGGCUCAGCACUGCAGAUGCCGCAGCGGAUGCAGCAACCAGCAGCAAGCAGCGCUCAGGAUGGUGCCGCCCCUCUUCAGCUCGCGCCCUGGUCCCUGCGGCUGUACCAGGGCGGGUGGCGCCAGCCUUGGCAUAGCUACCCAGAGGACUGGGCCCGGCUGAGACACGACGCAGAAUCUGUUGGUGCCAAAAAGUACCUUUACCCAGUACCGUACCUGUACUCCCGGCCGACAAAUCAUGGUCCUGCAUAUGCCUCUCGCUCUCUGGCCCGCGAAUGGCAGCUCAGCAAUGGCGCUAAUAACAAGAUCAAGACGGGCAUUACCAUGAAAUGGACAACCAGACUCCGAAACUCCAGGCAGCCCAGGAACUAG
This is a messenger RNA of Diaporthe amygdali, 495 nucleotides long. RefSeq lists its product as uncharacterized. The record is from RefSeq and is a predicted model, not a curated record. Lineage: Eukaryota; Fungi; Ascomycota; Sordariomycetes; Diaporthales; Diaporthaceae. The coding region runs from base 1 to 495 and encodes 164 amino acids. The transcript has a single exon.